AUGCCUCACAGGCGGCACUUUGAUCGAACCAGUCGUCUAGGAUCAUGGAUCUCGCUAGGAACAGAAGCUCUUUUUCGCUUUGCGGAGUUGGAGGACUACUCCAACACGCUUCCGUUCAAGUUCGAUAAUUCUCUGAUGGCACACAGUGGAUACGGUGGGCUUGUUGCUCUUUUUUCUCCUAGAGCGUGUAAUUUUUCAACAAACGAGAACUCUAUCUUCCUCUUUCAUCUCGCCGGAACUCCUUUGCAGAAACGCCCCCGUAUUCAAUUAAAGGCGAUUGAAAGGGUCAUCUACAUGACAUGGAACAAGGCAGCUGAUCACUUAAUAGUUGUUUUGAAUACAGGAUUCGUCCACUUUUACAACUACUGCGGCGCAGCAGCAGCGCCAUCUUUGCCGAUGGAAAUACCAAUUGCCUGUACAUCGUGUGAUAAUGGGUUUGUUGCACUUGUUGACACGGCAACUGAAGCGAAGCUUGUACUCGUACACCUUGGACGACAAAAGGAGUACACGAUGCGAGAACUCUCUUUGCCACAGAGCAUUCGCCAAUUCAUGACCACCAUCGCGCUCGUCGCCCUCGAAAGCGUUGACAAAGAAGAGACAAAAGAGGUGUUUCUUUCUUAUACACCAUGGUCCUCGAACUCAUUUAUUUGCCGGUGCCUUUUCGGAGCGUCGAACUCAUCCUUCUUAGAACUCGCUGUACCAGUUGAAGGAGGACGCGUUCUAGGGAUGUGUCGCUCGCCUACCAGUCGUGCCGUCGCGUUCAUGAUGCUAGAUGGAUCGUUAUACUCGACAAGUAGUGGAUUCUCUGAGGUUUCGCUGCUUAGGCGCACCGACGUGACUCUGGAAAGUUUUCUGCAAAUGACGUGGUGUGGAGGUCAUUGCGUUGCAUACCUACAGCGAAUGCAGUACGGUGGCGCGUUGGAUGAGGGUGAGGACUGCCCCUGCUCGCUUUUCUUGAUGAACGUCGAUGAACCUGACAACAAUGACUGCAUCUCUGAUUUACCGUUUGACGCCUGUCUUCUUCCCGAGAAGGACGGCGCUUGGGUGCUUUCGCGGGAGAAGCUGUUUUUCUUGCAGGUGGCACCGCUUGCCGUUCAGCGCGUCUUUUCUGUCGCUUCGAGGGCUGCUGGGGCGAUGCUUGUCGCAACCUACGACGAGUUCAUGACCGGCGAUGCGUCUGCGGUGCGGAUGCUACGAAAUCUUGAGCGUGCUUCAGGUGCCCUGGUGGAAGCGGUAGCCGAAUGCGUUGCUGCAGCUGGUUUUGAGUUUGAUGCGGCGCAGCAGAAGCGGCUGUUGCGAAUCGCUGCAUUUGGUCGCACAUUUUGUUCCCUCUGUGAUUCAAGCGCAUUUGUGGCCAUGUCAAAGCGACUGCGUGUGCGCAAUCAUCUUCGCCUUGAGCCGCUUGGAAUGAUUGUGACUGACCAGCAGCUCACUGAUCUCGGUGAGGCACGCCUUCUACAGCGUCUUACUGUGUGCAAUGAGCACCAGGUAGCCUUUUGUGUGGCAGAAGCUAUUGGGUCAGAUGUCAAGCUGGUGAUGCUGGACUGGGCGAUGUGCAGGCUGGCGCGUGUCUCAGUUCACAACAAGGAGGAGGAGCGAGAGGUCGCAAAGCAAAUAGUUAAGAAGCUGAAGGCGUGUAGUUUCACUUCAUUCGCAGAGCUGGCACAGCAGGCCAAGGUCGCCGGCCGCGGCACCGCCGCGGUGGUACUGCUGGAUGCGGAAGUGAACCCCUCUCAGCAAGUGACAAUGCUGCUUAGCAUUGGCGAGCCUGACAUGGCCCUGAAGCGUGCCAUUCACGCCGCUGACGCGGACCUAGUGUUCACGGUCAUGGUUCACAUGAUCCGCAACCGUGGGUCCACUGCACUUGCCAGCUUGACAGCGCAUAAAACCACGUGCGAUCUGCUUCUGCAAUACGUGGGGGUGUGCGAAGGCAGUCAGCAGCUCAUGGCUGAGUGCUUCAACAAGCACCCACGAGUUCAGGCAUACUUUCAUCUGUGCAGCUACUUUCGCGAGGAAGCACGGCUGGGACACGCACUGUCGCAGUCGAUGGAAAGCGGAAGCUGGGAAAUGUUGCAAGAAUGCAAAGGCGUGGACAUCCAGGCUGCUAUUGUCUCAACUAAGAGGGCUGUGGAACACAGCCCACGCUCGCAACCAACCACCACAGCCUUUUCUCCGAUCGUCGGUAGCGGGAUUCCGUUCCCGCUUUCCAUGAUCGAGGAGCGCUUUUUGCAGCUGCAGAACAACCUCCUUGAAGAGCAGACCCAGCUCAUGAACGAAUACAAGGACUACCGCUUCUUACAGGCCAGCGCCGCCGACACAAUCCGCUACGCUUUUGAGCAUGGACGCACUUCUGUUGCGCAGCGGUUGAAGACUGCGUUUUGCGUGCCAGAGAAGAUGUUUCAACGAUGUAUGCUCAGUGCGUACUUGUGCACUGGCCAGUGGGAGCUCAUAGACGACAUGAGCGGCAUCUCGUCUAGCAAGAAGACGCUGCUUGACGGCGAGGCCUUUGUCACCGCCUUGCUUUCAUACAAGCGCCCACAGCAGGCAAAACAGUACAUUUCGCGCAUUCCAAAGAUUGAGACGCGAAUGGAGUACUACGUUCUCUGCAGCGACUGGUUCGGUGCCGCUGCCGACUGCAAGCGGAACAAUGACCCCGAUUUACUGACGCAGCUGAAGGACCGCGCCAAAGGUAAUCCAGAUGUACUGCGCCAGAUUGAAGAGGGCUGGUGCACACUGACCCAAACUACAGGUAUCAGCUUUCCCAAGUUCUUUUAG
Messenger RNA from Leishmania braziliensis MHOM/BR/75/M2904, 2775 nucleotides. RefSeq names its product putative vacuolar protein sorting complex subunit. The record is from RefSeq and is a predicted model, not a curated record. NCBI's taxonomy places the organism in Eukaryota, Euglenozoa, Kinetoplastea, Trypanosomatida, Trypanosomatidae. Gene Ontology annotation, biological process: endosomal transport; vacuole fusion, non-autophagic; intracellular protein transport. Gene Ontology annotation, molecular function: actin binding. The transcript has a single exon. The coding region runs from base 1 to 2775 and encodes 924 amino acids. Gene Ontology annotation, cellular component: lysosomal membrane; cytoplasm; HOPS complex.